AUGUCUAUCCAAAUACAUCAGGUCCCUCUUAGCGUUGGUGGAAGCAUUUUAUUUUGCCAAGCUAGUCCAGGCAGUCAUCUUGUCUUGGUCUUCAUAUCCACCAAGCUCGCUCAGCUUCGAUCUCCUUUUUCCGGCAUGCUUUCUCCUCCUCAGAAAGCGGGCGAAUUGCUCAAAUCUAUUAAGAGGCGUCUCAAAGGAGUUUCCGGCAAGACUUCUAACAAGAUCACCAAGUCUAACUUGGUGACCAACCUCAAGCGUGCGAUCCAGUCUACUCCCGACUUACUCAAGAUGCAAGGCGGUCCUUACGAGAGAUCUUCUCCACUGCGCCCGUCACUCUCUCAAGAUAUGUUAGGGGAGCUUCCCCUUCCCGAACCCACUCAAGCGACCGCGCCGCAAAGCUUGGAAACGGAGUCUAUCGCGUCUUCUCCCACCGCUGUGCAGUUUAGUCAUUCACAAGAAAAGGCGAAACCGAUGCCGCAAGAAGAGGUCUUGUUCUUGCCUCCUAAGGAUGAUGCCAAAUCUCCUAAAUCCAACAAGAUGAAGCUUAAAUUGAGCUUGGGCAAGAGCCGAUUGCCUACCGAAUAUCCAGAGGUUGAAGAAGCUGUUGUCAACCUACCUAUGAUCACGCUUACUAAACCCGACGAUGAACAGAUCUACAUUCUUCAUCGCCCCACCCCACCCAUCCUUACUCAUAAAUUGCUCGCAGUUCCCAACCGCGCUACUGCGAGCAUCUCCGAACUUCCGAAGGUGUCCGCCAAGCAAUGGCCACACCCCGCGGGUCCCUGGCUCCGACCCACGACUUCUGAAGAAAACAAAUUCAAGGCUAAGAGUGACCAAGCGAUGUGGGAAGAAGGCUGGCGUCUUGGAACUGGUGCGGUGAUCGGCUGGGACCCAGAAUAUAUGGAAGCUCUUGGGAUCGACUUGGCUCCUCAUCUUCCAACCGAACAAGAGCUCGAGGCGAUUGCGUUGGUGGAGAAGAUUUCGAGAAGCUUAGAUCAAGCCCAGGAUGCUCUCUUCGGAAGCUUGCAAAUGCGAUGGGAGGCGGAGAUGAACGAGCAAAACGACCAGAUGACCAGUAUGGAAGGAUCUUGUGGUUACCCUGCUGACGCUGAACCGUCUCACGAGGUUCAAGAGGGACUUGCCCUCUAA
This is a messenger RNA of Puccinia triticina, 1149 nucleotides long. RefSeq lists its product as uncharacterized. The transcript is spliced from 7 exons. NCBI's taxonomy places the organism in Eukaryota, Fungi, Basidiomycota, Pucciniomycetes, Pucciniales, Pucciniaceae. The coding region runs from base 1 to 1149 and encodes 382 amino acids. The record is from RefSeq and is a predicted model, not a curated record.